Molecule: messenger RNA, 3308 nt
Organism: Dunckerocampus dactyliophorus (ringed pipefish)
Lineage: Eukaryota; Metazoa; Chordata; Actinopteri; Syngnathiformes; Syngnathidae
Gene: meis2b
Product: Meis homeobox 2b
Exons: 13
Coding region: 340-1527 (395 amino acids)
Biological process (GO): positive regulation of transcription by RNA polymerase II; embryonic pattern specification; positive regulation of cell population proliferation
Molecular function (GO): DNA-binding transcription activator activity, RNA polymerase II-specific; RNA polymerase II cis-regulatory region sequence-specific DNA binding
Source: RefSeq, a predicted model, not a curated record
ACAUCUUCCCCGCUAUAAGCCGCUCCUCGGCCAAUCUGUGGCCAGAGAAGGCGUGAGGAGGCAUCAGAAGCAGCAGCAGAUGAAGAAGAAGUCCAGUCCUCAGCCAGGAAACAUCGAACAUGUUCUGAUCCUCGGCGGGGAACCGAAGGAAUCAUCAACAAGUUUGCAAGGACACAAGAUGCUUCCUUCUCGUGUCUGAUUGCGUGUGGUUCCCGCACAGGACUACAAUUAUUAUCCGGAUUAAAACUGUCACUUUUGGGGAUUUUAAAGAUUACACUGCUCUUCAAGUCACUUUUCUUGCUUUUUUUUUGUUGACGCGCUUGGAAAUUGCGCACAGCGAUGGCGCAAAGGUACGAUGAGUUGUCUCAUUACGGUGGUGGGAUGGAUGGAGUCGGAGUGCCCACCUCCAUGUACGGAGACCCGCACGCCCCGCGGCCCCUGGCCCAGGUGCACCACCUGAACCACGGGCCCCCGCCGCAUCCCACGCAGCACUACGGAGCCCACACGCCGCACAGCAUCAUGGCGGGAAGCAUGGGCGGCAGCAUGGGCAGCGCCGUGAACGACGCGCUCAAGAGAGACAAGGACCAAAUUUAUGGUCAUCCUUUAUUUCCGCUUCUUGCUUUGGUGUUUGAGAAGUGUGAGCUGGCCACGUGCACGCCCAGAGAACCAGGAGUGGCGGGAGGAGAUGUUUGCUCCUCGGACUCCUUCAACGAAGACAUUGCGGUCUUUGCAAAACAGAUCCGAGCAGAGAAGCCUUUAUUUUCUUCCAACCCAGAAUUGGAUAACUUGAUGAUUCAAGCUAUCCAAGUGCUACGCUUUCAUCUACUGGAAUUAGAGAAGGUGCACGAGCUUUGUGACAACUUCUGCCACCGCUACAUUAGCUGCCUGAAGGGCAAGAUGCCCAUCGACCUGGUCAUCGAGGAGCGAGACGUUUGCAAGUCGGACUUUGACGACCUGUCGGGAUCCUCCACCAACCUCGGAGAUCAUAACCCAGCAUCCUGGAGAGACUUGGACGACGCCCACUCCACACCCUCGGUAGGAACCCCGGGACCGUCCAGUGGGGGACACGUCUCUCAGAGUGGAGACAACACAAGUGAACUCGGUGAUGGCCUGGACAACAGCUUAGCAUCACCGGGCACAGGAGAUGAAGAUGACCAAGACAAGAAGAGGCAGAAGAAACGAGGCAUCUUCCCCAAAGUGGCUACAAACAUCAUGAGAGCGUGGCUAUUCCAGCAUCUUACGCACCCAUACCCCUCAGAGGAACAGAAGAAACAACUCGCACAAGACACGGGCCUCACCAUCCUCCAAGUCAACAACUGGUUCAUCAAUGCAAGGAGGAGAAUAGUUCAGCCAAUGAUUGACCAGUCCAACAGAGCAGUGAGUCAGGGUACAGCUUACAGUCCAGACGGCCAACCAAUGGGAGGCUUCGUACUGGACGGGCAGCAGCACAUGGGUCUCAGACCUGGAGGACCAAUGGGAGGCAUGGGGAUGAACAUGGGCAUGGAUGGCCAGUGGCACUACAUGUAACCCCGCCCCCCACUCACACCAGCACCAACAACAGGGUAAAGCCUCCAUGCUUGGCUCAGGGAUGUUCUUCAUGCGGCCGCCAUGCGUUUCCCACCAGACCACCUCACGACCCCCAUCGUCACCCAGCGCCCCCCGUGGUCUUUGUUGCCCUGUGGCUGCACGCAUGGAGAGGAAAAAAAACCCCAUCACCUGUACUUCAAAAACACGUCGUGGGACUGCAGUGACAAAAGGACUUCAUGGAAGAGAAACAUCUCCUGCUUUAAAUUAUUUAUUUAUUUUUAUACCACACUCGCUCCUUUCCUCCUUUCUUUUUUGAAGCCUCAUGCGGGCGAGAAGCUUUACUUCCAAAUAUCCAUCGAAAACCACAGCGGCGGUCUCCAAAGUGUGGCCCCGGGGGGCCUUUUGUUGAUCUUUUCCAAGAAUCAAAUGAACACAAGGAUGAGAUACUAUUUGGAGCACAGGAAAACAAUACAACUAUAAAAAGUCAUCAUGCUAAUGACACAAAUGCAGCUGUUUUUAUUUAUGAUAUUUCGCUUUUGACUUAUUUCUGCGUGAUUGGAAACGGUUUGGACGCCCCUGAUGCACACGCACACACACACACACACCCACACACACACACACGUGAAGACUAUGUUAAAAAUAUGUAUAAAAACUGGAAUUGUUGUGCUUGUAUAGAUUUGUGCUUGUUUCGAUGCUUUUCUUUUGUAUCUUGCUCUGUGAAACCCUGAGAUGCUUUUUGCAUUUUCUAUGUGGGCGGCCAUUUUGGAUCACGUUUUCACGGAUUCUCCAGCACCGAAACACACGCCGGGAACGCCCGCACCGUUCGUUUUCUCUGUCACCGAUCCUGUCUUCCGUCCAGGCGAAAGAUUUCCCUCCAUAUUUGACGCUCCCUGAAUGCACCACGUUGCGGAAGAGUGAAGUUUACGAAGCGCACAUUUCAAUUGAACUUUGUCCCGGACACAGACAGACGCUGCAUUCUCACCGUUUCUUUGAUCUCGCAUCUUUGUUGCCAAAUUGUGAAGUUGUGUGUAAACAAAAAAAAAGAACACGCAGCUUAAUAAAGAAAAGAAAACAAGCAGUAGAUGUUUGACUUGAAGGCAUCUUUACCUUUGUCAUUUUUACAGCCUGCAAUAAAAAGUCAAAAAUCCUUAAAAAGUGCUUGUCAUGUGACAGUCAUGUGACUAUCCCAAUACACCUUCCCCAAAAUGGCGGUGCGUCAUUUCCAAAAGCUUACUUUUUAAAUCCGUGUAACAAUUGUAAUACUUUAAUACGGUGUGAAAUAUGACAAUUGAAGUCAUUUCUUCAAUGAAUUCAUAGAAACCAAGCUAGGAAAAUAUCACAUUUGGGCUUUUAGUCUUCAAAUUGCUACGGAAAGCCUUGACGUGACGUUUUAGUCACGAUAGCAAAAAAUGCUAAUAAGACGCUCAAUAAAUGUCACUCUUUCAAUGACUUGCAGUGACGACAGUAUACGUUCUUUGUCCACGUCAAACCACAUCUGUACGAUGCAAGAACACAUCAAGUUAAGAAUACAUCACCGGUCGUUUGUUCGGUUUUAGUUUUUAGUUUUAUAUUUAAUAAAGACGGCAUUUUGGAAAAACACGUCCUACGUGUGGCUUAGAGACCAAAUAAGGGCUUGAUAAAUAAAUGAAUAAAUAAUCAGGAAUAAAUGCUCAUAAUAACAAUAAAUGAAGAGAGCGGGUGUGACAGAGGUUUAGAAAGAAAAAAUAGUAAAAAUGAUAAUAGCAAUACCAAUAAUAAUAAUAAUAAUUGUAAUAUUUUAG